AUGGGCAAUUUUCCCCUUCAAACUUGUCUCUUGUGGUUAGGAGCUUUGGGCGCAAUAGCUCAGUCGCCAUAUCGACCGGAAGAGCCAACAAAUGAAGCAACUAAUUAUGCGAAAGCAUGCCCAGAUUAUACGAAAUAUUCUACCUUUCGCCAUGGGCCAUAUUCCGAUGGACCUAUGAAUCUGCCAUUUCAAAGACCUGCAGAGCAAUGUCGGACAUUCUCCUCUCCUUUGGUGGAGAAGAUCAUCGAUGAUAUGUCACUUAAGAUGAUUAACAAAGACCUGGCGAGACUAUUCGAAAACGCUUUCCCUAAUACCCUCGAUACGACUGUACGAUGGCACGUUGAUGGAACUACAAAACAUACGGAAUUGAAAGCCAGAAGUGCGGGGGAUAGUCAGAAAUGGCAGGGAGCGCAGUCAUUCGUGGUCACUGGAGAUAUCAAUGCGGAAUGGCUCAGAGAUUCUACGAACCAAUUGCUUCAAUACCAGCCACUGGCAAAUAAAGAUCCAGCUAUCUUCAAUUUGAUACUGGGGGCUAUCAAUACGCAAGCAGAAUAUGUUAUACAAUCCCCAUAUUGCAACGCAUUCCAACCUCCUCCGCCCUCGAAGCUUGUCGCAUCGCAAAACGGACAGAAUGACAAUGUCCACCCCGCAUACGAACCCUCUUUCGUAUUCGAAUGCAAAUACGAACUAGAUUCCCUUGCUCAUUUCCUGGCUUUGGGAAAUACUUUCUACAACCACACUAAAUCAACCGACUUUGUUACCCCGCGGUGGUUAACCGCACUUGAUACUCUUCUUAUCGUCCUCGAACAACAAUCUGAAUCUAGCUUUGACUCCAAGACUGGUCGCUUCCAACGUAAUGCCUACACAUUCAGCCGUCAAACCGACCAGGGAACUGAAACUUUACCAUUAUCUGGCGUUGGCAAUCCAUUGAACCACGGGACGGGUCUCAUACGAAGCGCAUUUCGGCCUUCAGACGAUGCUUCGAUCCUAGGUUUCUACAUUCCCGCCAACGCCAUGAUGUCCGUCGAACUGAAGCGUACCGCCGAAAUUCUCAAAUUAGCCAAACGCACUGAUCUCGCUCAAACCUUAGAGAAGCGCUCACAAAGUAUCAGAGAUGGCAUCAUGAACCACGCCGUCGUACAACACAAAAAAUGGGGCAAAGUAUUUGCCUACGAGGUCGAUGGCUACGGUGGUCAAAUCCUCAUGGACGACGCCAACGUUCCCAGUCUCCUUGCCCUCCCAAUCCUCGGUUUCGUCAAACGCGACGACCAAAUCUAUAAAAAUACACGAAAAAUGCUCUUAUCCAAAGAGGGAAAUCCAUACUAUCUUGAAGGAAAAGCAUUUAAAGGCAUAGGAGGUCCACACAUCGGUCCUGAAAAUGCAUGGCCCAUGUCAUUAUUAUUACAAGCCAUGACUUCCGAUGACGAUACAGAGAUCAUGGAGUGUUUGAAUCUAGUGCUGAAAGCCAGUAGAUUGGGCUUGAUUCAUGAGAGUAUUAACGUGAAUCGUAUACAGGAAUAUACGAGGAGUUGGUUUGCAUGGGCAAAUUCGGUCUUUGCACAAACAAUCCUGGAUCUCGCGAAACGCAAACCGCAUCUACUGUUUGGAGAAGAUGCUGAUGCUUAUGAUAUUGAAGCUUGA
This is a messenger RNA of Sclerotinia borealis F-4128, 1641 nucleotides long. Lineage: Eukaryota; Fungi; Ascomycota; Leotiomycetes; Helotiales; Sclerotiniaceae. The record is from the annotation of a GenBank genome assembly.